Meloidogyne enterolobii is the source of this 2550-nucleotide messenger RNA. Lineage: Eukaryota; Metazoa; Nematoda; Chromadorea; Rhabditida; Meloidogynidae. The record is from the annotation of a GenBank genome assembly.
AUGGAAAUUAAUGAAUUACAUCAAUUAGCACAACUAGCAGUAAAAUAUGAUGAUAUUGGUGAUUUUAAUAAUGCAAUUAUUUAUUAUUCGAAAGCAGCAAAUCAAAUAUUUAAAUUAAUCGAAAAUAAAAAAAUACCUCAAAAAUAUAAAGAAAUUUCUUUAAAAUAUUUAAAUAGAUGUGAGGAAUUGAAAAAACAUGUAAAACCAGAACAGAAUGAUUCUUUUUCUUUUGUUAUGAAGGCUUUGGAAUAUGAUGAGAAGGGAAAUUAUAAUGAGGCUUUGAAUUUGUAUACGGAAGGGGCUGAGUUGGGGCUUUUGGAGCUUAAAAGUCCAAAUAAUCCUCAAAAAAUACAAAAAUUAAAAGAAUUAACUUCAUUAGCAAUAGAAAGAGCAGAAAAAAUUAAAUCAUCAUUAAAUACCAACAGUCAAGGUUACAACAAUCCAUCAGCCCCAAUUUUAAGUGAUGAUGAAGAAAAAGUAGAAGAAGAGAUUAAUUUUGAUUUUUUAAAUAAAAUAUUUCCAAAAGUUCCAAUCAACGGUUUUUUUAAAAUUUUAAUGGAAAAAUUAAUUUUAUUUUUAAUUUUAGAAUUUAGUCUGGUUAGUCUAAAUAAUGAUCAAUCAACCUCACAAAUUAAACCAAACACAGAAAAUAAAAAUAAUGGAAAACAGCAGAGACGUCGUUGGUCUGAUCAAAAAAAGAAAAAUUUUGGAGAAUUAUCUCAAAAUGAAAUUUCUGUUUUGGCAACAACUUCUCUUAUAAAUAAUCGAAAAUAUAUUCCUUUUAUUGAAGAAUGUGAUUUGAAAAAUGAAUCUUUUUUUCUUCCAAUUCCAUUUACUGACAAGGACGGACUUUUGCCGUUAUCUGAAAAACAGAAAAAGAAUUUAAAAGGAUGGCUUAGACCUAAUGAAUUUAUAAAAGAUGAACCAAAAAUAAUUGAUAAAAUUGAUUCUGGGACUAUUAAACAGACUAUAGUUUCUGAUUGUUCUUUUGUUGCUUCACUUGCAAUUGCUGCGAGAUAUGAAAGACGUUUUGGAAUUAAAUUAAUUACACACAUCAUCUAUCCUCAAAACAAAAAUGGAGAUCCUUUGUAUAAUCCAUCAGGAAAAUAUAUGGUUCGAUUACAUAUAAAUGGAAUUUGGAGAAAGAUAAUAAUUGAUGAUUUGUUUCCGAUUGGAAAAAAUGGAGAAUUACUUUGUUCUUAUAGUCAAAAUCGAAGUGAACUUUGGGUUUCUCUUUUAGAGAAGGCUUAUUUAAAAGUGAUGGGUGGAUAUGAUUUUCCUGGUUCUAGCUCGAAUAUUGAUUUACAUUCACUUACCGGUUGGAUACCUGAACGUAUACCUAUUAGACCCGACGAGAAUGAAUUAUUUGAUGCUUCAAAAGUUUUUGAACGGCUUUUUGCACAUUUUCAUCAAGGUCAUUGUUUAAUAACUUUGGCAACUGGGCAUUUAGAUAGAAGCGAACAAGAACGUACUGGAUUAGUUGAUGCACAUGCUUAUGCUGUUUUGGAUUUAAGAAAAAUUGAUGGUAAAUGUCUUUUAUUGGUUAAAAAUCCGUGGACACAUUUGAGAUGGAAGGGGCGUUAUUCUGAAAGUGAUUCGGCAACUUGGACACCUGAACUUUGUGCCAAAUUAGAUUAUAAUCCAAAAGAUGCUCAACAAUUCGAUGAUGGAGUUUUUUGGAUUGAUUAUCCAUCUGUUUGUGCCUUUUUUGAUGUCUUUUAUGUUAAUUGGAAUCCAAAAUUGUUUCCCUUUUCUUAUGUUUUGCAUUCUUCGUGGCAUGCAGGAAUGGGACCAAUUCGAGAUUUAUAUACAAUUGGAGAAAAUCCACAAUAUUUAUUAGAAGUUAAUAAUAAACAUGGAACUGCUUCUGUUUGGAUUUUACUUACUCGUCAUAUUACUGAUAAGGAUGACUUUGCCAACAAUAAAGAAUACAUAACGGUAAUUGUAUAUAAAAAUGAAGGAAAACGAGUUUAUUUACCUCAUGAACCUAAACCAAUAUUGGAAGGAACGAGAAUAAAUAGUCCUCACUACCUUUGCCAGCUUAUUGUACGUGAUCCUGGUACAAAUAAAUUUACAUUGGUUUUGGCUCAGUAUGAAAAAAUGAAAACAAUUUAUUAUAGUCUUCGUAUCUUUGCUAGUUCAGAAUUUAAAUGUGGAAACAUUCCAUCUCCAUAUAAAUACCACAAAAAGGGAGAAAUGGCUGGGGGAUGUGGAAAUGAUUCAAAUGGAGGAAAUUUUCGAUUAAAGAAUCCUCUUUUCCAUAUUGAAUUUGAAGAUGGGAGUGAUGAAAAUGAAUUUUUAAUUGACUUGAAAGGACCAAAAGAAUAUAGUGUUGGAUUAGAAUUUUGCCAAGUUUCUUCUUUUCGAAAAAAGGAUUUUGAAAGGAAAGAUUCUGGACCUUUUAGGCGAGGAUGUACAAUUUUACAAUUAGAAAAGAUUCCAGCAGGCAUUUAUUCCAUUCAACCAAUGACUUUUCAAUCUGGUCAAGAAGGGCCUUUUAUUUUGAGUUUACACUCUUCUUGUGAUUUUAAAAUCAAAAGAAUUCAAUAA